CAUAAUAAACUCCUCAAUUUAAGGAUAUUGCAGGAAGGUCCAAAUAUAUCCUCCCGCCCUCUAUUUUUUUCCUAGAGUCCACCGGGACAUGCAGUCCUUCCUAGGGGGCUAGUCCUCCUGGUGAUACAUUCUUUCACCACAGACUGAGACUACACUUCCCAAAAUGCCAUGCGUUCAUCUAGGUUGUAGGUGGCGGAACUAUGACUGACGAGCAAGAAAUAAUGUGCAAACUGGAAAGCAUAAAGGAAAUAAGAAAUAAAACACUACAGAUGGAAAAAAUUAAAGCCCGCCUUAAAGCAGAAUUUGAAGUCUUGGAGUCUGAAGAGAGGCAUCUAAAAGAAUACAAGCAGGAAAUGGACCUCUUGCUGCAGGAGAAGAUGGCCCAUGUAGAAGAGCUGAGACUGAUCCAUGCUGACAUCAAUGUGAUGGAAAAUACAAUCAAGCAAUCAGAAAAUGAUCUAAACAAAUUGUUAGAGUCAACCCGGCGCCUUCAUGAGGAGUACAAGCCCUUGAAGGAACAUGUGGAUGCCCUACGAAUGACCUUGGGAUUGCAGAGGCUACCAGAUCUGUGUGAGGAGGAAGAAAAACUUUCUCUCGAGAUUUGUCGACUGCUUUCUUUCAGCUACUUUGAGAAACAGAAAGCCGAGUGGCAGACAGAGCCACAGGAACCUCCUAUUCCAGAGUCGCUUGCUGCAGCUGCAGCUGCUGCACAGCAGCUACAGGUGGCGCGAAAACAAGACACACGACAAACGGCCACGUUUCGACAACAGCCUCCACCAAUGAAGGCUUGUCUGUCAUGUCACCAACAAAUCCAUCGUAAUGCACCCAUCUGUCCUCUUUGCAAAGCAAAAAGCCGAUCUCGUAAUCCCAAGAAGCCAAAGCGGAAGCAGGAUGAAUGAAGUGAGGAUGAGGGUGUUAAAAGAACCCUCCUAACACUUUACUGGAACUUUUUUCCAUGGCCAGUAUUAUUACAUUCGAAACUAAAGUAUUACUUACCCAGUGUUUUGUAUUUAAUGUGGUGUAAGCACAGCAUCCCAAGUCCUUGAAGGAGGCAUUGCUGUAUCUCAUGGUGUAAUUCACAUUCCCUCCAUCCAAGGUGCUCUCGUCAGUGGAAAUAACAUGUUAAGUUAGUGCCUCCUGACUUGAGUUUUUCUAGCAUGGAUGGAAGUUGGUUGGUUACAUAUGUAUUUAAUUUUUGUAUCAUUAAAGCAGCUGCCCAUCUAAAGAGUGGAGUCCAGAUCAAAAGCCUUUUGUUAAUCAUAUCACAGGCUAUACAGUGGGUGCCUAAUACAAGAUGCUGUGAUUACUGCGAUUGUAUCAUAUAGUAGUGCAUUGUUGCAGUACAGCUGAUUUUGGAAGUGUUCAUUUACUAAGAAAUAUUCAGAUUGUCCAUGAAAAGUUCCAUAACAAUUUCAUUAUCAUCUUAAUGGCACUUUGUGUCAUGAAUAUUUGUGGGUUACAGUCUCUAGUUGUAUGUACAAGUGACUUAAAUGUAAUUUCACAAGGUACUGUCUUAUUUUUAACACACACACGCACAUAUCCGUACCUUACAAUUUAAGGCAGUAGAAGUGUUUUAAGGAGACGUAUUAUUUUUUUUUAUAAUAGCAGCACAAAUAAGACACUUGAAGACCUGACCAACAGUGAAGUAGCUGUUUACUAAGAUACUACAGUGCCUCUAAUUAUCUCCAAUUUUCUUGUUUUUUGGGAGAAGAUUUUUAUUGGUGCUGUUAAACCUAAAAUGUUUUUCAGAUUCAGAAACUGAGUGGAAUUUGUAAGUAGACUUGAAGGUUGUGAUGUAAAGGCAUAACUUGAAGUGUUUCUUUAUUAAGAUGUAAUGAAUGUCACUGUUAAGCAAUUAAAAUGCACAUUUGCUGUGCUUGCAUAUAGUGGAUGAUUCUGAAAGAACAUCCGCUGAAUGCCUUAUAACAAGGGUUGCUGUUUGUGUCGUGCCAGUUACCAGCCUAGUGUAAAUUAUAAUGUAAUUGCCAUCAUCAUUAAUGAGGCUGUUUGAAGCCUCAAUGAGGUAGUAGUGUGUAUAACUGAAUAACGUGACAUACAGCAUUUUUACUUCUCUUUAUGGUACAGAUUGAGGUCCUUGCUGUGCACAUCUUUUCAGGAAGGCCAUGAAGGAAUAAGGAUAUUACCACAACUUUGAACAAAUGUUUUUUCUUUGUCAUUUCCCUUGGUGGUAAACAGAUUUUAUGUAUGUAGAACUUAUCUCCGGUCUUAUUCUGUAUCUGUAUAGACGGUUUUGUUAGUAAAUUUCUUAUAAGCUAGACCUAAUCUACACGGUCUGUAUCA
This is a messenger RNA of Protopterus annectens (West African lungfish), 2301 nucleotides long. It is a transcript of the gene ZC4H2, whose product is annotated as zinc finger C4H2-type containing. Gene Ontology annotation, cellular component: nucleus. The record is from RefSeq and is a predicted model, not a curated record. Gene Ontology annotation, biological process: positive regulation of neuron differentiation. NCBI's taxonomy places the organism in Eukaryota, Metazoa, Chordata, Ceratodontiformes, Protopteridae. Bases 201 to 899 code for a protein of 232 amino acids. The transcript is spliced from 6 exons.